Fusarium mangiferae is the source of this 681-nucleotide messenger RNA. RefSeq lists its product as uncharacterized. Lineage: Eukaryota; Fungi; Ascomycota; Sordariomycetes; Hypocreales; Nectriaceae. The transcript has 2 exons. The record is from RefSeq and is a predicted model, not a curated record. Bases 1 to 681 code for a protein of 226 amino acids.
AUGUCCGCAUCUUCUGAACCCUUCACCCUCUUUCACAAGUUCCCUCCAGAGCUCAAACUCGACAUUCUAAGCUUCUGCACCAGAAACGACCUAGUCUGCCUCUCACUGACCGGCCCAGACAUGCGAGAUCUCGUCGCACCACUCAUCCCCAGCAAACCUAAUCUCAUAUGGGUUGAUCAACUUGGUCCAACACCAGACGUCCCCUCAGAAUGCCAUGAUCCACACCGUAACAACACCCUCCGCCGUCAAGAUUGCGUCGGCGCAAGAGACCAACAAGUGGUCUACUCCCCAAUAAGCCAUCGCUUCAGACGCCAUGAAUACAGAGGAAAAAUCUGCUACAGAUGUCGAAACUACCCAUCCGCUCACCCAGUCUGCAAUGUUUCAUACUGCAAGAAGCAUUGUGCAUGCAUUUCAUGUCCUUUGUUCAUGAGAUUGCGGGGUUGGAUGGGUGAUCGAAAGUACUGUGCGGAGUGCAAUCAAUUCACCACUCGAACAAAGAGAAACAACGGAAGAUGCACUCACGGGCGGAAAAAGGUGCGGAAAACACCAAACAACCAUUGGAGUCGCAGCAAAGGAUUAUCCUACGGAAAUCGGUGGUGGAGAAAAUGGGGGACGCAUGGGAUUGACCACGAGGCGUACCAGCCCAAAGACACCGGAAGACGAAAUGCAAGAGUCGUUUAG